AUGUCUUCUCCAGUCCCGGAAUUCCGAGAAGCCCACCAGUAUUGGCAACCACUCCUCAACAAUGACAUCAUCCGACCCAAGCCUCGUCGUCUAGGAGACAUGAGCAAGCAACAACAAGACAGUGGCAACAACCCUUCCUCGAGGACCUCAAGCCGGGAAAGAUUAUUCCUCGGAACCCCCCUCCAGGUGCCUGCCAGGGAGGCUGGCGUGGGAGGGUCCUCCCCAUCGCUCACCAAGUCCACGAGUCGCGAAGCCCUGCACCAGAAUUCCCGAACCCCGAGCAAAGAGCUGUUGUUGUCUUCAGGAAGCCGUGAGACCACGCCGGUAACCCAUACAUCAUCAUCGACUGCAUUCCUGAAAUCGACGACCAGGGAGAAGUCGCACAACUGCACCUCGAGAGAAACUUCUCCUCUACAAGUUCCUUGCAGAACGCCCAGCAAAGAUUUAGUAUCAAACAGCUCGCAUGUUCCAAGUAAUGUUCGGACAUCUUGUAAAGAUAACCCUAUUGCCGCUUCUCAACUGCGCAAUGCUUCGCGAUCCUCCAGCAAAGACGUAGGCAGUACCCGAACUUCAUCUAAAGAAGCGAAUGUUGGUGGGUGCAAUGCUCAAUUUGAAAAUCAUUCCCGAACCCCGUGCAAAGACAUGAACAACAUAAUUCUUCGACCCAAUUGUAAAACUCCAAAUAAAGACUGCGUUACUAGCAGCUGCAAUAAUUUUUGCCACGAUGGAGGAUCCAGGCCAUCUCAGCAACACCAAAUCGCACACGCAAAGAGUUCCCCAGGACUUACUACCAGAACUUCCCCAUCUUCUCUUUUCGGAGACAGCCAAAACUCAGAAAAAGACUUCUCCAGGUGCCAUCCAGCCUUCUGGGACAACAAAAACGUGGUGGAAGACGAGUUCUCUCCCGAUGGUCAUCUGUCACCUUAUGUGGAUUCCAUGUCUAACACAGAUUGUGGAUCUUUGAGUAAGAGUUCGUCUGACGGCGAUCCCAUUAUCUGUCGUAAAAGACCACCUACUAGGCUGAAAUCCAAAAGAAGAAACAUCUUGUCAUUUCCUCAAGUUUUAGGCUUAGACGAAACUCGUUUGAUCCAGAGGCGGCACGAGUGCUACGGAGGAUCUUCCAGUGAUGAAAACAAGUCUUCUGGACAUGCGAGUAUGAGUGAUGGACAAUCAUCCUAUUUAAGCUCUUCACCAACAGAUGGAAUAUUAUCUCGAAGUUCCGGGAGACAUUCUGAUAAACUUAGCGACUCCUAUAACUCUGAUAGCAUGAGAGAAGACUCUCAUUUAGACUCUUCCGAACAUAGAUUUGGAAGAGGGACUCCAUUGAAAUCGGUUCCUGAGGAUGAAAGACUUUUGACUUCUCACCACGCAUCAUCUACAAAAAUAUCGUGUCGCAGGCCGACACCUUCCCGAAAACCCCACAGGACCCCUCUGGAAGGAGCUUGUGGACUCGAAGAUAUUCGCCAAGCGAUUGAGCAGCUGUCAGUUCGAACGCAAGGCUCGAGGACGAGCUAUUCUACAUCAACUUAUUCUUCUAUGAGUGGCAGCGAGUCAGAACCGGUGAGGAGAUUGAUUCGUCAUUCCAGUCUCGAAACUAUCAACACGAACAUUACUAAUGCAGAUGAGUUUGUGUGGGUGGAUAACCAUACCCGGUUAGUAGAGCUACAGAGAGUUCCAUGGUCCAAUCAUGAUAUUUUAAAGGUGAUGCAAACAGGUCGCCUUCGCGAACAUCUUGGGCAGAUAUCAAUGGAAACAGUGCCACGAUUAUCGUACCUGCUUCAGAGACCUCUAGUAAGGAUAGCGCGGGAGACUCAGAGGUUCUCCAGGACACUGGGAAUGUGCACCAAGCAAGAAGUGAGCGGAUCUUUGAAAGUGGUUCUUUCACCAGCUCUUGCUGACAGCUGCAUCAAAGCGUGCCAUCGAGCUGCUGCUAUAUCAGCAGUCAGUGGUGAUCAGAUGAAACUUAGCAAAAGUGCGCGAGCUGGUCUCCAGCUAUCUGUGGGUCGGUUUCAUCGCUGGAUGUGUGAUGUUCGAAUAGGAUCUUUUGUGCAUCAGUAUGCAGCGAUCUAUCUGACCGCUGCCAUUGAAAAUCUUCUGGAAGAAAUUGUGCUUCAGUGCAUGGCGUUAGAUGGUUCGACAAUGUUCACUGCUACCAUGUUGGAAACUGCCAUAUCAAACAGUAGUGACCUUUGGGGAUUAUUUCAACCCUUUUCUCAUCUGAAUGCAGGACGUACAGCCACAGGUGCCUUGUCCUUGCCUCGCUGGCCAAGCCAAACUGAAAAUAACAGCAGUAGGCCAGGCAGCUCUGUUCAACUGCACCUUUCUGAUGAACAGCAGCCUAGGCAGUCAACCUGCAAAUCAGUGGAGCAACAUUUGUUGACGACAUGUGUGGGCAGCAUUGCUGAGCUUGGAGACCUAUUGCGAAGAGUUGUGCAGUACUAUCAGCACAUGCAAGGCUACAAUGCAGGCCGUUGUAGUAUCAUUUGGGGACCUGCCGCUCUGCAUUCUUUGUACUAUUUCAUGCGAUGCUCUCAACUGGAACAUGCAGAUCAUAGUAGCCAUAGGACACCCGUUCAAGAGCUUGUCUACGAAAGGCCAUACUUGGUGCUACCGCCUUUAAUAGAAUGGGUCCGUGUAGCCACGGCUCAUUCUGAGCAUCGUCGAUCACAGGUGGUCGACAAGGAUGAUGUCAUGCAAGCAGCGCGAUUGUUAUUACCCGGUGUUGAUUGUCCCAUUCGAGAGUUUGGGAUUUAUGAUGAUCGCCUGCACUGCCGCAAAAGAUCUGAAGAUCCAGAAUGUGCUCGCAUGUUGAAGGUGGAAUUAGGCUUUCGUAUGCUUGCCAGUGGAAGGACGGACUUAGUACCUCACGCGUUGCAGCUCUUGCCAACAAGUCAUGUAAAUACUUUCAACGAACAAGGGUUAACGCCUCUGAUGGUUGCUUGCAUUAGGGGAGAUGAAGCCAUGGUCCAUGUUCUGUUGGAUGCUGGUGCUGAUGUUGAUGUAGAGACUCCUGCACCAGGGACUUCUUAUCCUUAUGUAAAUCCUGAGACUCAACACUGGACAGCACUAACUUAUGCUACAACGCAUGGGCAUUUGUCAGUCAUUAAACUGUUGCUGGAAAAAGGUGCAAAUGUCGAAGGAGGUGCUCGGUUGAGUGAAGAAAAAAUAACUGUUACACCACUCCAAUUAGCAGCUGCAUCUGGUCGCCUAAAACUUGCAGAGCUGCUUCUUUUGCAUGGGGCUCACCCUUUCUUGUCAACUACUUCAAGAGAUUCCCUUGCAUACGGAGCUGCGGCUCAGAGGGGCUGCUACAGUGCCAUAGCUGUUGCUGGUGCUCACGGACAGAGGACUAUGUUGCAUCUUCUUCUGUCUCAUCCUAUGACCAAAAGCAGCAAAGAUGUCUUGUCCCUGGAAGAAAUUCUGGCUGAAGGUGCAUCCCAGCUAACCUGUGAUCGCAGAACUUCAAGGCUGCAAGUUGUUCCUGUUUGUGUUGAUGACUUAAAUAAGUCGUCCUCGAGUGUCCCUACCGCAACAGAUAAUGGACAAGUGAUCAAACUGACAAAGGCUCAGCUAAAAUCUCUUCAAGAAGCUAUGUAUCAUAGUGCAGAAAAUGGUCACAUAGACAUCACACUUGAUUUACGGAAUAUAGGGGUUCCAUGGACGUUGCACUGUUGGAUGAACACUUUGGCAAUGGCAUAUGAGCUUCAAGUAGAGCCAAUGAUUGAUCAGUUGUUGCAGGAUUACCUUCAAGUGUGGCCUGAAGAUUGUAGUUCUCAAUUUGUUGACGAAUGCUUACCACUGCUUUUCACGAUAUUCAGGCAUAGCAAAAAGGAAGGUACAAGUUUAUUGCUUGCAGAUAUAUUCUCAAACUGUUACAGCAAAGAAUCAAUUAAAGAAAUAAGAGAUGUAUUAUACAUAGGUGGAGCAAGAAUAGAUCCUACCUAUGUGAAUAAUCCAGAAAUGUCUGAUGUGCAGUUUAGAGUGGAAGGAAGAGUAUUUUAUGCUCACAAAAUCAUCCUUGUAAAUGCAUCACCUAGAUUCAAAUCUAUGCUCUCUACAAAGUUUUCAGAAGGAGUACCUCCUGUUGUGCAGAUAAAUGACAUUCGUUAUGAUAUAUUUCAACUUGUAAUGCAAUAUUUAUACAAAGGUGGUUUUGAAAACUGUGAAAUAGAUCAAAACGACGUACUAGAGUUAAUGGCAGCAGCAAGCUUCUUCCAGCUGGAUGGACUUUUACGUUUCUGUGAAUCUAGAAGUUCUAAACUAGUAGAUUUGGACAAUGUAGUUUCAAUGUACAUACAUGCAAAGGUGUAUAAUGCAGUAUACCUUUUAGAAUACUGUCAAGGCUUUCUUUUACAGAAUAUGGUGGCUUUAUUAACUUAUGAUGACAGUGUCCGGAAAUUAAUCUUUGGAAAAAAGCUUCACAAUCAUGAUGUUUUAAGUGGACUACUACUCACAUUACAGACAAGAAUAAGAGAGAAAGCAUCGGCAACAAAAACUGUCAGUAGCACUAAAAGCUGA
Uloborus diversus is the source of this 4518-nucleotide messenger RNA. Its product is annotated as ankyrin repeat and BTB/POZ domain-containing protein 2-like. The transcript is spliced from 16 exons. Lineage: Eukaryota; Metazoa; Arthropoda; Arachnida; Araneae; Uloboridae. The coding region runs from base 1 to 4518 and encodes 1505 amino acids. Gene Ontology annotation, molecular function: protein heterodimerization activity. The record is from RefSeq and is a predicted model, not a curated record.